Messenger RNA from Aspergillus terreus NIH2624, 1770 nucleotides. RefSeq names its product CocE/NonD family hydrolase. Bases 1 to 1770 code for a protein of 589 amino acids. NCBI's taxonomy places the organism in Eukaryota, Fungi, Ascomycota, Eurotiomycetes, Eurotiales, Aspergillaceae. The transcript has a single exon. The record is from RefSeq and is a predicted model, not a curated record. Gene Ontology annotation, molecular function: dipeptidyl-peptidase activity.
AUGCCACCUCCCGUCCAAAUCGCGAAUCUACCCAUCACCGCCCCUAAAGUCGGAGAAAACGGCUACCAGGGAUUCCAGCCCGGCAAGGAAGAAGUCCUUCCGGAAGGAUGGAACGGCUUCAACUCGCGCGCGCUCUCCUGCGACAUCCUGGUCCAGCAUGACGUCGGCAUUCGAGUCCGCGACGGCUGCACUCUCUACUGCGACAUCUACCGGCCGCCCGGGGCUGACAAAUUCCCCGCCAUUGUGUGCUGGAGCCCAUUUGGGAAAAAGUUCAACGGCAUCGGGAUGAUGAAGAACGUCAUGUGGGGUUGCGGCGUGCCCGAUGGCUGUCUGAGCGGCCUGGAACGCUUCGAGGGCGUCGACCCGGCCGAGUUUGUCCCGCGCGGCUUUGCCGUCGUUAAUGUUGAUGCGCGCGGCGCUGGAGACUCGGACGGAUCGAUCGUCAUCAUGGGCACGCAGGAAGCGGAGGACGGCUACGAUGUGAUCGAGGCCCUAGCCAAGAUGGACUGGUGCAAUGGGAACAUCGGCCUGGCUGGGAACUCUCAUCUGGCGAUUGUGCAAUGGUUUAUCGCCGCCACGCAGCCGCCAUCGCUCAAGGCUAUCGCGCCCUGGGAGGCCUGUGGGGACCUCUAUCGCGAGCAGUUCGUGCGCGGCGGGCUCUGGAACAAAGGCCUGUUCGACCUCAUCACUCGCAUGGUGAUCCGCGGGCGAAACGGGCUGGAAGACUUCCAAGAGAUGCACCGGCGGUCGAGUGUGAUGAACGCCUACUGGGAGGACAAGCGGCCAGACCUCACGAAGAUCAACAUCCCCACGUACAUCGUGGCGUCGUAUUCAUCCUUUGUGCACACGAUGGGGUCCAUCCGGGGCUGGCUGGAGGUUCCGUCGUCAGAGAAGUGGCUUCGCUGGGACCCGUACCAGGAAUGGUACGACCUCUGGGCAGUUGAGGAGUCUCGCGACGAACUGGCGCGGUUCUUCGGGAAGUACCUUCGAGGCGACGAUAACGGCUGGGAGAAGACGCCCAAGUUCCGCAACGCCAUCUUGCGGUUCGGCGAGAAGGAGCCCAUCCAGGACAUCGUCGAAGAGACCUUUCCAAUUCCCCGGACGCGCUAUCUCGAAUAUUUCUUCCAGGCGGAUGGGACGCUGUCCGACAAGCCAUCCCCGUCCACUGCACUCAUGAGCUAUCGCUCUGAGUGGACGGUCCCCAACGGCCGCGAGUACGUGUCGUUUGUGCAUACCUUCCAAGAAACCACCACGCUGUGCGGACUUCCCAAGGCCGUCGUAUACAUGUCCUGUCCGGAUCACGACGACAUGAACAUUUUCGUGGCGAUCCGGAAGCUGGACAAAACCGGCAAGCCCAUGCUGAACGUGAACAUCCCCUGGCAUCGGGUUCCCUUCAAGACCAUCGACGCGAUUCCGACCAACCAGUACAGCAAUCUGACCAUCUAUCACGGGCCCAUGGGUAUCCUGCGCGCCUCCCAUCGGGAAAUCGAUCCAUCACGGUCCAUCCAUCCGCAGUACCCGUUCCAUACGCAUCGGGAGGAGCAACGGGUACCUCCGGGCACGGUGGUAGAGUUGGAGAUUGGACUCUGGGCGAUGGGGAUUGAAUUCGAGGCAGGUGAGUCGCUUCGAGUGGAGGUGUCCGGGCAGUAUCCUUUCCACCAGGAGUUCAACGAAGCGGUCACCACGCUGGAAAGGGAGAUGAACAAGGGGGUUCACCAGCUGCAUGUUGGAGGGCAGUAUCCGAGUAGGAUUGUUUUGCCGUUUAUAUAG